Molecule: messenger RNA, 828 nt
Organism: Solanum verrucosum
Lineage: Eukaryota; Viridiplantae; Streptophyta; Magnoliopsida; Solanales; Solanaceae
Product: glycine cleavage system H protein 2, mitochondrial
Exons: 3
Coding region: 174-638 (154 amino acids)
Biological process (GO): glycine decarboxylation via glycine cleavage system; protein lipoylation
Cellular component (GO): mitochondrion; glycine cleavage complex; cytoplasm
Source: RefSeq, a predicted model, not a curated record
UAAACAACUUUGUUGACACCUCAACCCACCAGCCACCAUUGUCUUCCCUAUUUUUAUUGCUUCCACUUUCUUCUAUAACUCUACUACUACUUGUACUAUUUAUUUUCCAUUUUCCCCUAAUACAUACAAGUGUUGACACAGCUCUACAUCCAAACCAGAUACCUAAAAGAAAAAUGGCUACAAAGUUGUGGGCUUCAAGGGCUGCUUCAUAUCUCAGGAUCUCAGCAUUUCACAGGGCUUUUGCCACUGUGCCCAAGGAUUUGAAGUACACAGAAUCUCAUGAAUGGGUUAAAGUUGACGGUAAUUCUGCAACAAUUGGCAUCACUGAUCAUGCUCAGAAACAUUUAGGUGAUGUUGUUUACGUUGAAUUUCCUGAAGUUGGGUCUUCUGUGGAACAAUUUGGCAGUUUUGGUGCUGUUGAAAGUGUCAAGGCUUCCAGUGAUAUCAAUUCUCCUGUUUCAGGGAAGGUGGUGGAAUUUAAUGAGGAACUCAACAACGGUCCUGCUCUGAUCAAUGCGAACUGCUAUGAACAAGGAUGGAUUUUGAAAGUUGAGAUGAACAAACCCGAAGAGGUCAAAGCAUUGAUGGACCCUGACCAGUAUACCAAAUUUUGUGAUGAGGAAGACGCGAAGCACUGAUUUGAAACCUCACCAAAGUUGAGCAAGAACACAAUUUCCUGCAGGAAUUUUUCACAAUGCAUAAAGAGGCUUUAUUCCUAUGCCCCGGAAGCUGGAUACUAGUAGUGCUAUUUUGUCUUCUCUGUCUUUGCAAAUAAUUCAGUGUUUUUGGAUGUUGAACUUCAUUUAGGUUAAAUUCAAGUUUUUCAUC